This is a messenger RNA of Andrographis paniculata, 799 nucleotides long. RefSeq names its product 50S ribosomal protein 5 alpha, chloroplastic. Lineage: Eukaryota; Viridiplantae; Streptophyta; Magnoliopsida; Lamiales; Acanthaceae. The record is from RefSeq and is a predicted model, not a curated record. Bases 2 to 508 code for a protein of 168 amino acids. The transcript is spliced from 2 exons.
AAUGAAUAAGAGGAUAGAGGAAGAAAGGCUUAUCCUUCUUCGAUACUUCGAAACGAACGUUACGGAGAUGGCUCUCAUCUUCACCUCUCCCAUUUCUUCUCUCGCUCCAAAUUCUUCCUCAGCUUCCGGGUGCGCUGCUUAUCCUUCAAUCAGGUUGCUCCACAAGUCCGUAGCAUUGCCUCCAAAAACCUACAUUGGAGGUCGAAUUCGAUCUCCAUUUGUUCUCGGUGACAGAGGCUUGUGGAUUGUGAAGGCAUCUUCAGAGACUGAUGGAGCAGAGCCUGCUAGUCCAGACUCUCCCACUCCUCCUUCGGAUGGCGAAGGAAAAAACAUUCCCAUCGAAAAGCUUCCUCUGGAGUCGAAGCUUCAGCUGAAGCUUGAGCAGAAGAUGAGGAUGAAAAUGGCGAAGAAGAUUAGGUUAAGGAGAAAGAGGCUUGUGAGGAAACGGCAUUUGAGGAAGAAGGGUCGAUGGCCGCCUUCAAAAUUGAAAGCAAACAAGAAUGUUUGAGCACUUCCUCCGGAUAUUCACAGGUUUGCACGACGACCCAUUCUCCUACUGUUUACUACAAUUGCUUCCUUGUGAUGAUGAAAUCUAGUUUUGUUAAUUGUAUAUGCGAUCAUAGCUCGACAAUUUCUAUAUAUCUUCAGAACAAAUUUCUUGCCUGUUUAGAAGUUUUUAAUCCGAUUAUGAAUUCGCGCCAUUUCUUUAGACUUUUGAACAAAUGGGAUUGAGCAUUUAUGUCGAAUUCUGGCAUGUUUAGAAGUUUUCAUAUGAAUAUGAAUUCAUGCUAUUUCUUUA